Hymenoscyphus albidus is the source of this 645-nucleotide messenger RNA. NCBI's taxonomy places the organism in Eukaryota, Fungi, Ascomycota, Leotiomycetes, Helotiales, Helotiaceae. The record is from the annotation of a GenBank genome assembly.
AUGUUUCUCUCAGCAGCAACGGCAUUUGCUUUGAUCGGUGCCUUCGCCUCAGCAGCACCAACUUCAUCACCCAUAUUCCCUCCUCGCUCAACAUCCGAGUCUUUCCGCUUGAUAGCAAAUGUAACAGCCAACGACCUCACGCCCUCAAUAAACGGCUGGGAACUCUCAUCAUACCACACUGGAGCUGGUCAAGGAUACGCAGUCCUAACAAACCCCACGCCAUCAGUAGGACGUAUCUUCUACACCAACGGAACAGCCGAAGAUAUCCGCUAUCGUCAAUCAGAUAUCCUCUCAGACGGUGGAACCCCGCUCUUUCCAUUCGGAAUCGUUCUCAACCAAGAUAAGAGCGUUUCUGUAAAUGCUGGACUUGGAACACCCGGUGUCAAUCUUGCUUUGUUCCCGGAUCCCAUCUCGGCUCUGAGUACAGUUGGAAAGGAUGGCUUUCAUGCUUGUCAGACUGCUUUGCCUUUCUCGCCAGUUCAGAUCUAUACCAGGGCUUACGAGGAAGAAACGCCAGCUGGAUGCGCAGAUGUGAGGUUGUUGGCACAAUGUAGCGAGAGCAGUGGUGCCGAGCAUCCCUUUGGUGCUAUUAGUGGCUGUUAUGCCGACGUGAAGGGCAUUGAUUGGUCUAUCUACAGUGCUUAA